AUGCAACUCCAGGCCGGAGCUCAGAGUCUGAAAGACUUCGGCAAGGUCCAGGCCACUCCCAAGGCGCGGUGCAGUCCUCCUCGUUUCUUGUGCCCUUGUGUUGCGCUUUGUGCUGUUGCGACCUAUGGCUUGCGCUCAGCUGACCCAGCUCAAGACUGCAGUCAGCCCACGAUCAUCACGAUGCGAUCGUCCAUUGCCAUGGUCGUUGCUCUUGGCCUCGUCAUUUUGACGAGGCCAGAAAUUCCAGAGAUCCCGGGCUCCCUGCGGAAGCCCCGGGCUUUGAAGGAGACCUCGGACGACAAUGUGGACAAAAAUGACACCAGCGGUGGUACGGAAGCCUGGCGACUCCAUCCCAUGCCUAACCUGCUCCAAGGGCCAAGCUGCCCAGGAGAGUUGCGAAGAGUGCCGGGCCAGAUGGUCUUGGCAAUCCUGUUAAGCUUGGGCACUUAUGCGGGCCUGGCAGCCACAUGUUGGCUCGCAGCAUACUUGUGGUUUGCUGCAGAUCAAGCCCGAUGGGCACUGGCAAUGAAGUGGCUCCUGCCCAUCUUCGUCGCAGUGCCGGUGGGCCUGCUCGUCUCAAUGCAAGCGGCUCCGCAGAUUCAAGGGAAGCUUGAAAUCUCGAUCCCGCGCGAGUGGAAGCAAGUGCCACAUUGCAGGCUGCACUGGCUUGCCGCUCCAGAAGAUGUACUGCCCAAAGGCUGCAAUUCCAACUUGGGCCAGGAAACGAGCCGGCAACGGCUGGAAUAUUACUUCGUCCUGAUUAUUCUCGUCACCUUUUCUGCCGGUCUCAUGGGCCUGAUGCUGACACUGGCCGGCCGAGGCAUCAGGGCCAUAUCUCGCUGUUUCAGCGAGUCUGCGAGUGGGCCGAGCCAAUCAGCCAACGUAGCCAUGUACGAUCCAUUGACCAGUGCCGAGGAAGCUUCAACGCAGCAGAUAGGGAGUUUGUUGGCGACCAUAUACGUGUUUAGCUUUAAUGCUCUCUGUGCUGCACUGGCGGUUUGGGCGAUGGCCACGGAGCACCUGACUCUGCAAAACGGCCUUUGUUGGGAGCUAUGGCUGGGUUGGUUCACGGCCAUGCUCGCCAUGGCCUUGAUACAGGGCAUCUACUUUGCAGCACGUCUUCCAUCAAAUGUUCAAGUUCCCAACAUGGGCAUCUGCAUUGUGACAUCCGUCCUCCCGAUUCUCAGUGAGCCGUUGGAUACCUUCAAGGACUGGCUGUUUGUCGGUCUUGCCUUGUCAACCAGGACCCGCUUUGCCUUUUCGACCUUCCCGGGAGCCCUGAUGGCUUUGGUGGGCGUUGGCAUCCUCGGCAUCUCGGGCGCCUACAUGCUUCAGUUUCAUUCGGAAGAGCUCGAAGCAGGCCUACUGCCGGUUCGCGCCGCGAAUCUCAGAGCCUGGCUUGGGCGCCCUGAGGAGUCCUUCCUAUCAAAGCAAACCUCCCCGGCCAAGCUGGCCAUUGCGCUCACCGAAGACCUGCCGCAGGCAGCCUUGCAGACUUUCUUCAUCUUCUUGUACGGAGGCUCCAACACUCAAUCAGCGUUCAUCGGGAUCGCGGUCCUCAAAAUCUUGGUGUGUGUCACUCUGAGAGCCACGCUUCUGGAACGAGAAGGCCGCUUUGGGGAUGCUUACGAGGCUCAGCUCCUCUUCUACAGGUUGAAGUGGCAGGUCGGGAGCAUGCUCCUGGGUGAGCACAGCGAGUUCGCACUGCAGGCUAAGCGCAUGAUGGCGAGUUCGCUGGGCGACCUCGGCCGGCAUGCCGAAGCUUUGGUUGCACAGAAAGAGGUGCUGGCUGCCCAGCAGCAGGAAUGCUCCUCGGACAUCCUGGUGAUGCUGGAUCCUGGUGGCCUGGAGAAGCUGCAGCAGCUCAUCGACGGACACAUCUACGCGAGAUCGGACUGGCUCCAUGCCAUCCAAGCCCUGUGGCAAGAGUACACCGUCGACCGUUAUGCGAUCAAGCUGAAGAGGCGACACCGGUGCACGGCGCUGGACAGGCUGGGCGGCGAGGCGCUGACGCAGGACUUCGUCAGAGGCCUCGGCCUCAUGGAAGACCUCGACCAGCGCGUGAACGAGGUUUCCUUAUGGCACGGGACCAGCCCACAGAAUGCCUUCUCGAUUGCCAGGUACGGCGCCGGCACCUACUUCGCUGAGUGCAGCUCCAAGUCAGACGAGUACGCCCGGGAUGAUGCCGAAGGCAUCCACCAAGGUCUCUACUGCUUGCUGCUCUGCAGGGUCCUGCUUGGGGAGCCCCUGCAUUUGACUGCCGGGGGCGAUCAAGUCGGCCCGCUCGUCCGUGCAGCGCUGGAUUCGGAUUUGCUCUUGGGCAAGUACGACUCGGUACUUGGAGACCGCCGCGCUUCCGUUGGCACCUACCGUGAGUUCAUUGUCUACGACGACUACAUGGCUUAUCCUGAAUACAUAGUUGUUUACACCCGGCAGCCAACAUAG
Molecule: messenger RNA, 2445 nt
Organism: Symbiodinium sp. CCMP2456
Lineage: Eukaryota; Dinophyceae; Suessiales; Symbiodiniaceae
Source: the annotation of a GenBank genome assembly